Planococcus citri (citrus mealybug) is the source of this 1757-nucleotide messenger RNA. RefSeq names its product Nop56 ribonucleoprotein (gene Nop56). The transcript is spliced from 9 exons. The coding region runs from base 157 to 1695 and encodes 512 amino acids. Gene Ontology annotation, molecular function: snoRNA binding. Gene Ontology annotation, cellular component: small-subunit processome; box C/D methylation guide snoRNP complex. NCBI's taxonomy places the organism in Eukaryota, Metazoa, Arthropoda, Insecta, Hemiptera, Pseudococcidae. The record is from RefSeq and is a predicted model, not a curated record.
UUUGUUGAUGCUUGUGUAUGUGUGUGUUGUAAAUCAACCACAUGGAGUCGUGAAAUUUUUCGUGAAUUUUACAAUUUUUCCAAUUUCCAUGUUAAUUUCUCCAUUAUGAAUUAACUUUGUGUUCAUGACUUGUCCAGUUUAUUCAUCCAAAACAAAAUGACGCAGUUGACGAUCCUCUUCGAACAUGCCGUUGGAUACACUCUGUUCGAUGUUGUCGAAUUCGAAGAAAUCGGGGCCUUUCUACCCCAGGUUGAACAAUCAGUUACCGACCUCAGCCGAUUUAACAAAGUAGUGAAGUUAUCUGCUUUCAUACCUUUCAAUACCGCUGUAGAUGCCUUAGAAGCAAUCAACAGUAUCUCCGAAGGUAUUGCUCCGGAAAGCUUGGCUUCUUUUCUGCAGAUGAAAUUUCUCAAAGGAUCUAAAAAAUCAGAACGUACUUUGGGUGUAGCAGAUUCUAAAUUGGCUUCUAAUAUAUCUGAAUCUUUGGGAGUAAAAUGUGUUUUUACUGGUGUUGUCCCGGAAAUAAUUAGAGGUAUUCGUUUCCAUUUUCAUAACUUGGUAAAAGGACUUACCGCUAAAACUGCUGCAGUAGCUCAGCUCGGUCUUGGCCAUAGUUAUUCUAGAGCGAAAGUGAAAUUCAACGUUCAUCGAGUCGAUAACAAUAUCAUUCAUAGUAUCGCAUUGAUCGACCAAUUCGAUAAAGAUAUUAAUAAAUUUUCUAUGAGAAUGAGAGAAUGGUAUUCUUAUCACUUCCCGGAAUUGUAUCAAAUUGUUCCGGAUAAUUACCUGUAUGCUAAAGUGGUACAAUACAUUGGAAAUAGAAAGGAGCUAUCUGAAGAAAAAUUAGACGAGUUGGAAGAAAUCGUGAUGGAUUCAGCUAAGGCUAAAGCUAUUUUAGACGCUGCUAGAAGUUCUAUGGGAAUGGAUAUUUCACCGAUUGAUUUGGAAAAUAUAUUGAAGUUUACUCAUCGUGUUAUUGGCUUGGCAAAUUGUCGGUCGUCAAUUUCUCAAUAUUUGAAAAAUGGAAUGUCUUCGGUAGCUCCAAAUUUGACUGCUCUACUUGGAGAACAAGUAGGCGCACGUUUAAUAUCGCACGCCGGUUCGCUAACAAAUCUAGCGAAAUACCCUGCUUCAACCGUGCAGAUAUUAGGAGCGGAGAAAGCGUUAUUCCGAGCAUUGAAGACCAGGUCCAACACUCCGAAGUAUGGUAUUCUGUUCAAUUCUUCAUUUAUCGGACGUGCUAGUACCCAAAAUAAAGGCCGAAUUUCAAGGUUUUUAGCAAACAAAUGUUCAAUAGCAUCUCGACUCGAUUGUUUUGCAGAAACCAAUGUUAAUAUUUUUGGCGAGAAAUUACGCCAACAAGUAGAAGAUCGUUUGAAAUUUUUUGAAACCGGCGAUUUACCACCGAAGAAUAUCGAUGUAAUGCAGGAAGCGUUUGAAGAAUUUUCUGAAUAUCAGAAAAAUUUGAAGCUCAAGUCCGAGAAAAAGAAAAAGAAGAAGAAGCAGAAGGAAAUAGCUCAAGAAGAAGUUGAAGAAGCAGCAGAUAAUUCGAAUAUCUCUAAUGGGGUGCCAAAAUCAAAGAAAAAGAAACGACCCAAAAGUGAAACGGUGGAAGAAGUGGAGAAUACGGAGGAGAUUGUCGAAGAGGCGCCGAUUCCGAAAAAGAAAAAGAAAAAACAUUCUAAAAAUGAAUAAUUUUUGUGUUUUUUUUACCAUUCGAUCAUUGUUUGUAAUUUUAAAUAUAAUGUUCUUUAAUA